This is a messenger RNA of Stegastes partitus (bicolor damselfish), 789 nucleotides long. RefSeq names its product carbonic anhydrase VII (gene ca7). Bases 1 to 789 code for a protein of 262 amino acids. The transcript has 7 exons. Lineage: Eukaryota; Metazoa; Chordata; Actinopteri; Pomacentridae. Gene Ontology annotation, molecular function: zinc ion binding; carbonate dehydratase activity. The record is from RefSeq and is a predicted model, not a curated record. Gene Ontology annotation, cellular component: cytoplasm. Gene Ontology annotation, biological process: regulation of intracellular pH.
AUGACUGGGAACCACUGGGGAUACGGGAAGGAGGACGGUCCUACCCUGUGGCAUAGAAACUACCCGGUUGCUGAGGGAAGCCGGCAAUCCCCAAUUGACAUCAUACCCCUUCAGGCUGUACAUGAUCACAGUCUGGGUCCGAUAAUCUUGAGCUAUGAUCACUGUACCUCCAUUAACAUCGCCAACAAUGGACACUCAGUAGUUGUGGAGUUUGAUGACUCAGAUGACCGUUCAGUAAUCCGGGGAGGCCCUCUUGACAACCCCUACAGACUGAAACAGUUUCACUUCCACUGGGGUGGAAAGGGAUGCCAUGGCUCUGAGCACACUGUUGAAGGAAUGAGCUAUGCAUCUGAGCUUCAUUUAGUUCACUGGAAUGCUGUCAAGUACAAGAAUUUUGGGGAGGCAGCAACAGCUCCAGAUGGCCUCGCUGUCCUUGGCAUCUUUUUAGAAGCAGGUGACGACCACAGGUGGCUCCACGUGAUAACAGAUGCUCUGUACAUGGUGAAAUAUAAGGGCAGCCUUACAGAUUUCAAAGGUUUCAACCCCAAGUGCCUCCUCCCCAGCAGCCUCCAGUACUGGACCUACCUGGGGUCGCUGACCACACCCCCCCUGCACGAAAGCGUCACCUGGAUCAUCCUGAAGGAGUCGAUCACAGUGUCUGAAAAGCAGCUGGGAAAGUUCAGAAUGCUUCUGUUCACUGGCGAGGAAGAGGAUCAGAGGAUGCGCAUGGAAAACAACUUCAGGCCCCCACAGCCUCUCAAAGGCAGGAAAGUGCGUUCCUCCAAUUAA